Messenger RNA from Staurois parvus, 408 nucleotides. The record is from the annotation of a GenBank genome assembly. Lineage: Eukaryota; Metazoa; Chordata; Amphibia; Anura; Ranidae.
CAGAGCACUGAUGAUCUGUGUAGCCCCAGCAGCGCCACCUGUAAGUGUCUUUCAGUGCCAGCUCUCAGUGCUCAUCCAUGCCACCUGCCAGUGCCCAUCAGUGCCACAUUUCAGUGCCCAUCUGAGCUGCCUUUCAGUGCCACCUAUCAGUGCCGCCUAUCAGUGUGCAUCACUGCCGCCUGUCAGUGCCGCCUAUCAGUGCCAUAUGAGUGCUGCCUUUCAGUGCCCAUCAGUGCAGCCUAUCAGUGCCCAUCACUGCAGCCUCAAGAAGUGAUUAAAUACCACCAAAAGAAAGCUCUAUCUGUCACAAAAAAUAAUAAAAAUUUCAUAUGGGUACAACAUGUUUAAUAGCAAAAAGUCAAAUAUAUAUAUAUUUUUUUUUCAAAAUUGUCGGCCUUUUUUUGCUUU